AUGAUCCUGAACGCCUCUGACCUAGGCUGGGAUGAGUCCUCAGGUGCAGACCCUUUCUCCCCUCUGAACCAACUGGACAGCUCAUCUACGUAUGAAGUCCCGCCCCUCACCGUGUGCGUGGCCCUGUGUGUAUCAGGAACUCUCAUCGCCACUGAAAAUGCAGUAGUUGUCACCACCAUCUUGGCCACCCCGUCUCUUCGUGCACCUGUUUUCCUGCUGCUGGCUAGCCUCGGAUUGGCCGAUCUCCUGGCAGGUGUUGCUUUGAUCUUGCACUUCCUCUUCCUGUUCUGCGUCGAGCCCAGUGACUGGUCAGAAUUGCUGACCUCAGGACUGCUGGUGACAUCACUGACCGCCUCGCUAUGUAGCCUGAUGGGUGUCGCUUUGGACCGAUACCUGUCGUUAAGCCACGCCCUCACCUACGGCUCAAGCCAAUCACGUUACAGAGCCGCCAUCCUCCUGCUGCUGGUCUGGUUGGGCGCAUGUGUCAUUGGGGCGGGACCUGCAAUGGGAUGGCACUGUCUCGGGGAGCCAAACUCCUGUUCUGUAGCACGACCUCUGACCCGGACAUACCUAUCGUUGCUGUGUGGUGGCUUCCUGGUGGUGGUCAUGGUAACCCUACAAUUGUACGCAGGGAUCUGCCGAGUGGCAAGGCGGCAUGCCCAUGCCAUCGCUACCCAGAGGCACUUCCUUCCUGCCAACCACUCAUAUGCAAGCAAACACAGCAGUGGAAGGGGCUUCUCGCGGUUGAUCCUGAUCCUCAGUGUGUUUGUGGGCUGCUGGAUGCCGUUCUCCCUCUGGGGGCUGCUAGGAGAUGCAUCCAGCCCGCCUCUGUACACCUAUGCCACCCUGGUGCCGGCGGCGGGAAGCUCGCUGCUGAACCCGAUACUCUAUAGUCUAAGACACAAAGACAUUCGUAAGGUGCUGCUGCAGGCCUGCUGCCCGCACAGAUACACACAAAACACACACACACACUACCCUGUUGAUGUGUAG
Anoplopoma fimbria (sablefish) is the source of this 990-nucleotide messenger RNA. It is a transcript of the gene gpr3, whose product is annotated as G protein-coupled receptor 3. Gene Ontology annotation, biological process: G protein-coupled receptor signaling pathway. Gene Ontology annotation, cellular component: membrane. The record is from RefSeq and is a predicted model, not a curated record. Gene Ontology annotation, molecular function: G protein-coupled receptor activity. Lineage: Eukaryota; Metazoa; Chordata; Actinopteri; Perciformes; Anoplopomatidae.